This is a messenger RNA of Malassezia globosa CBS 7966, 4695 nucleotides long. RefSeq lists its product as uncharacterized. The transcript has a single exon. NCBI's taxonomy places the organism in Eukaryota, Fungi, Basidiomycota, Malasseziomycetes, Malasseziales, Malasseziaceae. The record is from RefSeq and is a predicted model, not a curated record. The coding region runs from base 1 to 4695 and encodes 1564 amino acids. Gene Ontology annotation, molecular function: helicase activity; ATP binding; protein binding. Gene Ontology annotation, cellular component: intracellular anatomical structure.
AUGGUGAAAAAGAAGAAGCCCCAGCUGAAGAGCAGUGUGCAGCGUGGCUUUGCUACGACGUCUGUGCCGAAGCGAGAGACGCCUACGACCAAUGAGCGCACAAAUGACGCAAUAGCGUCGGGAGCGACGAAGCAGCGAGAAGCGGCUGAGUCAAGCCACCCUCAUAGUCAUCCUGAUGGCCAGAUGACAGCAGUCGCAACGAAAAUGACAGAUUCACACAAAUCAAAGGGGCCAACAGGCGGUGAAGAUGCAUUUGAUCCUGAGGCUGAGGAGUUGCAGGCGCUACAAAACAUUGUUCAGCAGGUAUACCCCAAAGUAGAGAAGGAGACGCAGCGCCGAGGAAAGACAAUUCAGUUUCAGCAACGCUUCUCCAAGACACUUUUGCCAGUGUCGAUGGAUGCUGAUGUGUGUGCUGAGACACUUGCGCUCACGCGCGAUGGACGUGAGCCCAUCACAAAGUGCGAGGAAGCGACAUUUCUGGCCGAGGAACGCGGCGCCGACGGCAACAAAGACAAUGGCGAUAGCGAUGGUCGGAUGAUCCUCCAGAAUAUGCUCGGCAUGUCCAUGCCUGAAGAGUCAGAGGCGAAAGCUCUGGAGCGUGCUCUGACGACAUGGGAACUGCUUCUGAGCUUGGGAUUCUCGCGCGAGCAAGCGACAUUAGCAUUGACCUAUGCGCCCAAUCUGGAUAUCGAAGAAUGUGUCGCCUGGCUUGUGGCACAGCUCGACGUGCGCACAUAUCGAACCUUGUCGCUGAAUGUGGAUGCGCCACAAGAGUACGUGGCGCCCAAAGCUGCAUCAAUGGACGACUCGAUUCCUCCUAUGUAUGACGGUUACACAUUUACGCGUGCAGAGCAGAGCGAGAUGGGGUCAUUCGCAGAUGACGCAGAGAAAAAGAAGAAAAAGAACGAUGCAUCCAAACUGGUCUCGGCUGCAAGUCUUGACGCAGAGACGCUAGAUGCGAUCCGACGUGGCACAGAGACCGUUGUCACUUCGUUGAAUGCGCUUCUUGAUACAGACGAUGCGCUACUGGAUGUCAUUGAACACCCUAUCGAGGCCUGGUGCACGGCGCGGAUCGUGGCUAUGCAGGUGGACAAGGACCGCUCGCGACGACGGAAAAUGCUCGGCGGCACGCCUGACGAUGAGUUGGCGCAGUUGGUCGCUGAGGCUGAGGCGCAGAGACAGCUUGAUCGCCUUGCCGCGCGUACGAAGGAUGUGAUGCAGCAAAGUGAGAUUCAGCCACAGUUCCACCGAACGUUGGCAACGCAACGUUUUCGCGAGCGGAUGCGGCAGCGGGAGGCCGAAGAGGCAGAAAAAAUGGCUGCCAUACAACGAGAAGAAGAGGCAAAGCGACAAAGACGCUCUGACAUUGAGCAGCUUGAUGAGCAAACAUCGGCCGGCCGCGGCGACGAGGUGGCAAAUGCAAAUCGCUAUGAACCCAGCGGCACCGAUACUGAUGCGGACGCCCACGGCGAUGCGAAAGACAAUGCACCCGAUCCUGCUGAUGACGAUGAGGCUGGGGCUCUGGGCGACUCUGCUGGUCUCUUUGAGCAGCCAGACGAGCCAGGAAGCAGCGGCGCCACGGGCGAUGUCAGCGUCCGACUUCGCGACAUACCUGCCCAAAGCACACAGCGUUCGCCGCGCUCUCUGCUGACUGAUGUGCUCAAGGCCGUGGACCCAUAUGCACAGCACAAAUUCACUCUCGUGUCAGGUAAGUCGGCCGUGCGAAGUCAGCUGCAGAUCCAGUGGAAUGCGAGUGGCGGUCGACCGCCACUUGUCGACACGAUCAAGCUCACAAAAGAGGGAUGUGCGACACGGGCACUGGCUGAUGAUUACGUUGCUACGAUUGCCCUAAAUUGCUUCGGGCGUGAGCGCCAAGUGCAAAGACACCUUUCCAAAGGCUUUCGGGACAUUUGGGACGAGCUGGAGCAAAUGCGGAUGGAGCAGAAGCAUGCGUUUCUCCGCGACGAGGUGCUGCAUGUCCAGCACCUGCUUGAGCACCGAAACCGAGCGAUGCGUGUUCCCGAGACGGAGCAGGCGCUGAAACGAGACUCGCGUCGUGCGCAACCCGAGUCAGAGCCGGCAUCCACGCCAUCAGUGCGACGUUCCCGAACACGAGAGGCCCAGCCGCAGCUCGCCGAGAUGUGGGCACAUCGUGCAUCGUCCAAGGCAUACGAGCUGAUGCUGCGUGGCCGACAAGACUUGCCGAUCUACCAAGCUCGCGACACGAUCCUUCAGAGUGUUGCCACGUCCCAAGUCGUGGUGCUGAGUGGUGAGACGGGAUGCGGAAAAUCCACGCAAUUACCGGCCUACUUGAUGGAAGACUGCCUCGCGCGUGGCGAACCAUGCAAGAUCUAUGUGACGGAGCCACGGCGUAUUUCGGCCAUCUCGCUAGCUGAACGUGUGUCGCAGGAAAUGGGCGAGGCGCCCCGCUCGGUCGGCUCGUCAGAGAGCCUUGUUGGGUAUGCGAUUCGUCUCGAGAGCCAGAUCGGAGCUAAUGCGCGACUGAUUUAUGCUACAACAGGUAUUGUGUUGCGCAUGCUUGAGUCGUCUGUGCUAGACGAUGUGACGCACAUCAUCGUGGACGAAGUGCAUGAGCGGUCCAUCGAGUCGGACUUCUUGCUGAUUGUGCUCAAGACGCUCAUGCACGAACGGCCGGAUCUCAAGAUUGUGCUCAUGUCGGCCACGUUGGACGCUGAGCGCAUAAGCGCCUACUUUGGUGGCUGUCCCACGCUGGCAGUGCCGGGAAGAACGUUCCCUGUCGAUGUGCACUAUUUAGAGGACGUGUUGGAGUUGUGCGACGACUAUACACUGGAUCUGAACUCGCCGUAUGCACGGCAGACAGAGAAGCUCAACAAGGUCGAAGUGCAAGAAGAUGUGGAUGGCGACUUGGUCGAUGGUGAGGAGGAUGACGGCGACAGUCAUGACAACGAGGACAAGGCUGCGAGCGAACGCAAGAAGCUUGAUGAUGCAGGCGCCGUCUCACAAGUGAACGGCACGACCAAUGGACCCACUCCACGGUACAGUGCCAAGACCAUCGAUACACUUUUGCAUUUGAACGAACACAAGAUCAAUUACGAACUGCUGACAGCGCUACUGGAGCGUAUCUGCACGGAACCCAAGUAUGCGUCCUUUAGCCGUGCGAUUCUUGUGUUCCUGCCGGGCAUGGGCGAGAUUCGCGAGUGUCUCCGGCACCUGACGGAGCUGCGGCGCUUCCAGACCGAGUGUCAAGUGCAUGUUCUGCACUCGAGUGUCGCGACAGAAGAGCAAAGCGCCGCGUUCUUGCCCCCACCAGAAGGCCAGCGCAAGAUUGUCCUCGCAACAAACAUUGCCGAAACAGGUAUCACGAUUCCCGACAUUACAUGUGUCGUGGACUCAGGUCGGCAUCGAGAAAUGCGGUAUGAUGAAAAGCGCAAAAUCAGCCGCCUUGUCGACUGUUUCAUCGCGCGCAGCAAUGCAAAGCAGCGGCGCGGACGUGCUGGACGUGUGCAGCAUGGAAUCUGCUUCCACCUCUUCACCCGCAAGCGGCACGACGACUACAUGGACCCACACCCGGUGCCCGAGAUGCUGCGUCUCUCGCUGCAAGAGCUCGCUCUGCAGCUGAAAGUCAUGCCACUGCGCAUUGGGACCAGCAUCGAGAAUGCACUCGCUCAAGCUCUGGACCCUCCGCUCGCUGUAAAUGUGCAGCGAGCUGUAGCCUCGCUCGUGGAAGUCGAGGCGCUCACACCCAAUGAGGACAUUACUCCUCUCGGCCGUCAUCUGUGCCACAUGCCGCUGGACGUGCACUUGGCCAAGUUCCUCCUCGUCUCUGUGCUGCUGGGCUGUGUGGAUGCAGCUCUAUCUAUUGCAGCAGUGCUGAAUGCCAAGUCGCCGUUCCUGAAAAGCAUGGGCCGCGAGACAGGCCGCGGCCGCUCGGCCUUCCAGACACAUGACAGCGACUUUAUGGCCUUCGCGCAAAUGUUCCACGCAUGGCGCGCUGCCGUCGGGCGGCAUCAGGGACAGUCGUUUUGCACGGCCCAUUCGCUCAGCGCCGAUGUGCUGUACCAAAUCGAAGAGCUCCGUCAGCAGUACUUUGCCUAUCUCGUCGACACGGGCUUUGUGCGUGUCGAGGCCAGCGUGCGGAAUGACCUGGCCAGGCGCCGCGCUCGACACGGGCGGCCCAAGCUCAUGUCCAUCCCUGAGCAUCUCGAUGUGUACGGACAAAGCGCGCCUGUCGUCACACUUGCGCUUGUCACGGCCAUGUACCCAAAGCUGCUGCAGGUUGAUGAGAAUACACAGCAGAUGCGUACGCUCUUGAACAAUCAGCCGGCACUCGUCCAUCCGUCGUCCGUCAAUGCACGCCGUGCGCUCGGCACAACAUCCACACACUUUGUGCUGUACCAUGCGAUUGUGUACUCUUUCCGGCUAUAUGCAUGGGAGACGGCCGUCGUCGACGAUCGAAUGGUGCUUCUCAUCGGCGGAGAGGCCGAGUUCAAGCACACGAGCCGCAGCAUGUACAUUGACCACAAUCGCGUGCGAAUGACGACGUACGACGCGCCCUCUUUGGUGGCACUGCGUGUGCUUCGCACGCAGCUGCGUGAAUUAUUCCAGGCGUCGUUCCGUUCACCAGGCCGACCUUGGACAAGAACACAGCACCGAAUGAUGGAACUUGUGCUGAAGUCGUUGGGCGUGCCAGUCAAGCCGCCAUUGAGUACAUAG